UCAUCCUCGCCAACAGCCUGAUGGGGAUGAGGCUCCAAGCUGGCAGGGUGCGGGAUGGAUGGCUCCUUGGUGACAGCGGCUAUCCACUGAAGGGGUGGUUGAUGACCCCCCUCACCAACCCCCAGACUGCCCGAGAACUCGCUUACAACCACGCUCAUACCAUCACUAGAGCUGUUGUAGAGCGAGCGAUCGGGCAGCUGAAAUGUCGGUGGCGCUGCCUGGACAGGAGCGGGGGGAUGCUGCUGUACCGCCCCGACAAGGUGGGCCGCAUCAUUAUUGCUUGUGCCACCUUGCACAAUCUGGCGCACCGCCAUGGCGUCCCACUGGCAGAGGUGGAGGAGCCGGCAAACGAGCCAGAGCCAGCACCCCCCCUUGUGCAACCUCAUGCAGCUGCCAUUCGGGCCCGACAACGUGUCAUUGACACACUAUAGAUGGGAAACUCAGUCAAGGUUCAUUUUUUAACGUUUUAUUAUUGUAUUAUUUUAGU
Cololabis saira (Pacific saury) is the source of this 487-nucleotide messenger RNA. RefSeq names its product putative nuclease HARBI1. The record is from RefSeq and is a predicted model, not a curated record. The transcript has 2 exons. Lineage: Eukaryota; Metazoa; Chordata; Actinopteri; Beloniformes; Belonidae. Bases 21 to 431 code for a protein of 136 amino acids.